Messenger RNA from Lotus japonicus, 790 nucleotides. RefSeq names its product non-specific lipid transfer protein GPI-anchored 25-like. The transcript has 3 exons. The record is from RefSeq and is a predicted model, not a curated record. Bases 105 to 695 code for a protein of 196 amino acids. Lineage: Eukaryota; Viridiplantae; Streptophyta; Magnoliopsida; Fabales; Fabaceae.
AUAAUUUCUAAUCUUACACAUCACAACACAAAGAGAUCAUUCAGAAUAUUGACUGGGUUCUUGAUUUCCCUCCCAUUCCAAUUCCGACGACUUUCUAUUCUUCCAUGGCCACCGCCCUCCUCCUCCUCCUCCUGACCGCCAUCGCAGUCGACGCGGCGGCGACGCCUCUUCCUUCAAGCGGCCGCUGUGCCGUCGAGCUAAGGACAUCGUUCUCCCCGUGCCUGCCUUACGUGUCGUCUCCCCCCAACAACCUCACGGGAACCGCUUCCACCGCGUGCUGCGACGCCUUCUCCGCCGCCACCGCCGUGGACUCCCUCUGCUUCUGCCACCUUCUCCGUGAUCCUGUCAUCCUCGGUUUCCCUCUCAACACGACGAGACUCCUCUCACUCUCUUCCGUUUGCCCAACCGCCCCCAGAUUUCUCUGCUCAGAAUCACCGGCUCUGCCUCAUCUCACCAUCGCAGAAAAAUAUGCAAAAUCAAUUCAUUCUGUAACCGCUUUGGGCGGUGGAGGAGGCCGUGGUGGAGGAGGUGGUUCCCGUGGAGGUGGAGCCAGAGUAUUACCUUUCUUUCCUGGAGGAGGAGGAGGGGGUGGUAACAGAAAAAGUGGUUCAAGUUCAAGCAUGGCCGGUGGUGGAUUCAAGAGUUUGUUAGUGCCUCUAACGCUUGCCAUCUUUGUCACACUCAACACGGCGUAGUGGUUUUAGUUCUGAAUGAAAUUGUUUCCACUUUUCAGAAAUAUUGUUGCUAUAACUGAUUUUCAAUAUCUCAAAUACUUAGUUCUAAUUCUGUA